Molecule: messenger RNA, 912 nt
Organism: Candida dubliniensis CD36
Lineage: Eukaryota; Fungi; Ascomycota; Pichiomycetes; Serinales; Debaryomycetaceae
Product: transcription elongation factor DST1
Exons: 1
Coding region: 1-912 (303 amino acids)
Biological process (GO): transcription antitermination; transcription elongation by RNA polymerase I; transcription elongation by RNA polymerase II
Cellular component (GO): nucleus
Molecular function (GO): RNA polymerase II transcription regulatory region sequence-specific DNA binding; zinc ion binding
Source: RefSeq, a predicted model, not a curated record
AUGGAUACAAAGGAAAUAAGGUCUACUGUAUCCAAUCUCGAAAAAGCAAUAGAUGAUACCACCAUUUUAAAGUUGUUGAAUAUCUUGAAUGAUGGGGUUAAACCAACAGAAAAACUCUUGAGAGAAACUAAAGUAGGUGUAGCUGUCAAUAAAUUUAGAAGCCAUGAUAGUGCUGAAAUCAAUGGUUUAGUCAAGAAAAUGAUCAGAAAUUGGAGAGAUGCUGUCCAAGCAGAAAAGAAUAACAAAAAGAAAUUGGCAACAGCAGCUGGAACAGGAGCCCCUUCAAGCUCAGCAAUUUCGCCAUCAUCAUCGGCUUCUGGAAGUACAACACCCAAACCAUCAGAGACAUCCACACCAGCCGCCGUCCGCAAGGGCCCAAGAAACCCAAAGACUGACGGUGUAAAUACUCAGCUAUACGAAAAUGAUACCAGAAAUGCAUCUGUUAGUGCAUUAUACACGUCGUUAGCAGUUGAUCGUGAUGAUUCACCAAAGCACAUUUUGAGAAUAGCUAUUGAAAUUGAGUCUGAGGUAUAUAAAAAUGAAUACCUGAAAAUAAGUGAUAGUUACAGAAACAAAUUGAGAAGUUUUACCAUGAAUCUUCGAAAUAAGAAAAACCCAGAAUUAAGAGAAAGAAUCUUAUCCAAACAAAUUUUACCUGCUGAAUUUAUCAAAAUGUCCCCUAAUGAAAUGGCUCCUGAGGCAUUGAAAAAGGAAAUUGAAAAAUUACAUAAACAAAACUUGUUUGAUGCUCAAGGUGCUACUGAAAAGAGAGCAGUUACCGAUAGAUUUACUUGUGGAAAAUGUAAGCAUAAAAAGGUUAGUUAUUAUCAAAUGCAAACUAGAUCUGCUGAUGAACCUUUAACCACAUUUUGUACUUGUGAAAAUUGUGGCAAUAGAUGGAAGUUUUCAUAA